Molecule: messenger RNA, 935 nt
Organism: Micromonas pusilla CCMP1545
Lineage: Eukaryota; Viridiplantae; Chlorophyta; Mamiellophyceae; Mamiellales; Mamiellaceae
Exons: 2
Coding region: 17-433 (138 amino acids)
Source: RefSeq, a predicted model, not a curated record
CGCACGCGCUCGCACCAUGUCUUUCGGUAAUUUGGACGAGGCGAAGGACGCGGCCACCGCCGCCGCGACCGGGUUCCUCGGCGACAUCAAGCAGAAGAUGUCCAAGUUCGUCACGCUCGCGCCCGGCAACCCCGAGGUGACGCUCCAGCUCCGCAAGAAGCUCGACGUCGAGAUCCCGUUCGCGCCGGACCUCCGCUUCAGCGUCGGCACGGACCUCACGCUGUGCAACCAAGACGCGGGGAACUUUGGAAAGGUGGCGUACGUGCCCAACUUUCAGGCGCGUUCUGUUAUCACACCGGUCCCCAUACGACCGCGUUCGCGUUGUGAACGCCGUUCCUCAAGGACUUCACUUCCCGGCGGUCGCCUCUCUCCGCCCACACCACGGUCGGUUUCGAUCCCGACACACAUCGACGCCUCACAACUCCGCUUCUGACGCCUUUCAACUCCGCCCCGACGUUCGUCGCUUCGCGUGGACCCUCGACCCUCAGUGGGACGUCACGGAGACGUGGUUCAACGGGCAGAUCCGACUCAACACGGUGCGGCGCGCGCGCGCAUAGGGUUUAUGCGUUUAGGGCGUACGCGGCUCGCGCCGCGCGCGGGAUGGGAUCCAUCCCCUCCGGCGUCGUUCGUUUCUUCGUCCUUCGCUCUCGACGAUUCAUUCGAUCGACGUGAUUCGUUCUAUCUCGCACUGGUUCCCAUACGACCGCGUCGGCGUGGUGAACGCCGAUCCUUAAGGACUUUUGCCGUCGUGUCUCUCCGCCCAGGGUCCCUCGCUUUCAACGCCCGACCUCGGCGCCUUUCAACUCCGCUCUGACGACGCGUCCGAUCCGACAGGGCAAGAAGGAACUCUACUACACGAAGGACUUCGACCUCGACGCGGUCAUCCUGAAAGUCUCCGGGACGUACGACUACGCGAACAACGCGCCGUACUUUGG